CAGCCUUUGCUCCUUCCCUUUUCGCUGAAUUUGUCAGCCAUGGCUCCGAUUAGGCAGGUGGUUAAGAAGCCGGGUGGGAAGAAGAAGAAGCAGAUCCUGAAGUUCACCCUGGACUGCACCCACCCUGUUGAGGAUGGCAUCAUGGAUGCUGCCAACUUCGAGCAGUUCCUGCAGGAGCGCAUCAAGGUGAACGGCAAAGCUGGAAAUCUUGGUGGUGGUGUGGUGUCCAUUGAGAGGAGCAAGAGUAAAAUUGCUGUGAACUCUGAAGUUCCCUUCUCAAAGAGGUACUUGAAGUAUCUUACCAAGAAGUAUCUGAAAAAGAACAACCUCAGGGACUGGCUGCGGGUGGUAGCUAACACCAAGGAGAGCUAUGAGCUGCGCUACUUCCAGAUCAACCAGGAUGAGGAGGAAGAGGACGAAGAUUAAACCUUACGCCACUCUUAAUAAAAUACUUCGAGAGAAAACCCUU
Oreochromis niloticus (Nile tilapia) is the source of this 469-nucleotide messenger RNA. It is a transcript of the gene rpl22, whose product is annotated as ribosomal protein L22. Gene Ontology annotation, biological process: cytoplasmic translation. The transcript is spliced from 4 exons. Gene Ontology annotation, cellular component: ribosome. The record is from RefSeq and is a predicted model, not a curated record. Bases 40 to 426 code for a protein of 128 amino acids. Gene Ontology annotation, molecular function: structural constituent of ribosome; RNA binding. NCBI's taxonomy places the organism in Eukaryota, Metazoa, Chordata, Actinopteri, Cichliformes, Cichlidae.